GGUCCUGUCUUUUUGCGGUGGGCGGAACUUUAACGCUGACGGCUACAAAACAGACAGCCUGUACGUCACCUUUCAAACUCCGGUGCGAGACAAGCGAUCAUGCCCAGUCAGACCUGAACAACAAGCCUUCAAGUAUGCCCUCUGUGCACGCACACAAGUUCUAGCUCAAGCAAACAAUGGAUAACUCGGGCAGACCGUAUCGGGGUAGGCAAGGCGGCUGGGAGAGGGGAGCAACCGCAGACAAGGCAGAGAGCUGGAGGAUCCAGGACCAGGGCCGAGGACAGAACUUCCGAUCGGAGGGAGGUCAUCAAGGAAAGAACCAAGGUGGGCCCUACCGGGCCAGUCCCAAGAAGGGAGGACUAGGGCCCAUGAGCUACUCCCCUGGUGGAUUCAGAGGUGGUCACAGCCCCUCACAAAAGGAUGACCUCCGGUGGUAUUCUGGCCCUGAGAACAGUGGUGGGAGUCGAGAAGAUAACUGGAGAGAGCGCUCGCAACAACAGCAGCAACAACAGCAGCAGCAGCACUGGAGGAGGAGUUCACAAGGAGAAGGUCCAAGGGAGGACAGGGAGCAAGGGAGGAGAGAAGCCACCGAUGGCAGUGCUCAUAAAGGGAGGAGACGGAGAAACAGAAACAAGAAGAAAGCUUUUGCUGAAGAGAACAGGGGCCUUGAAGAGUCCACACUCUCAGCCAAAGAGCUUCAGAGCCUACAACAGGCAGAGAGGCGGCUUAACAAAGAAGAGAUCUACAGCCUGAAGAAGAGGUCCCACAACAACCCAGCUGCUCUUUACACCUGCGCUCUAUGUGAAGUUCUCCUGGAAUCUCUGUCUGAUGCUUACAGGCAUAUCAGAGACAAACGGCACAAGAAGAAAGCCAAGGAGAGACAAGAGCAGGUGAUGCUGACUGAGAUUCUCCCUCCCGGUCCGGAGCAGAUCACCGCCGUAAGUGCUGCACUAGAGGCUGUAGUGCGGGAACAUGGGAUGAAUGACGAGGAUGUUGAGAGGAGACAACGUGCUGUCGCCAUCAUGCAAGACCUCCUUCUGUCCGUCCUGCCAGAGAUCAAGCUCAGGCUUUAUGGAUCAUCUUGCACCAAGUUUGGAUUUAAGGAUUCUGAUGUCAACAUUGACAUUCAGUAUCCACCUCACAUGCAUCAGCCAGACGUCUUGUUGUUGGUCAAGGAGAGCCUCUCUGUGAGCCCUCUUUUUAUUGAUCUGGAAGCUGAUUUCCAUGCCAGGGUGCCUGUGGUCAUCUGCAAAGAGAAAAGCAGUGGCCUCCUCUGCAAAGUCAGUGCAGGGAAUGAAAACGCGUUCCAGACCACGUCCUAUCUUUCUGCUCUAUCCAGGCGCGAGCCACUCCUCCUCUCCCUUGUUUUGGGCCUCAGACGCUGGGCUCAGAUUUGUGUGAUCGAUCGUGCAGAGGAAGGUGGGCUACCACCAUACGUCUUUGCCCUCAUGGUUAUCUACUUCUUACAGCAGCGCAAAGAGCCCAUCUUGCCUGCUUACCUGAAGCAAGAGAUUAAGGUGUUUUCACUCAGCAGGCUGUCAGACUUCAAUCUCACGCAUGUAGAGGAUGGAUAUUUACACUGGGCUUACAACCCUUCCUCAAAGGAGACGUCACAGCCGGCAGAUGGUUCCUCUAUAAAGGGAAAGGUGCCACUGGUGUUUCAGAGCCCUCACAGGCCUGUGGAAGUCGGGCUUCUCUGGGUUGAAAUGCUCCGCUUCUACUCGCUGGAGUUUGACUUGGCUGACAACGUGAUCAGCGUUCGUACCAGUGUCGUCCUGUCCCGAGAGAUGAAAGACUGGCCAAAGAAACGCAUCGCUGUGGAGGACCCAUUUGCCGUGAAGAGAAAUGUGGCCCGCACACUGAACAGCCAGCAAAUGUUUGAGUACAUCAUCCACUGCCUCAAAACCACAUACAAGUACUUUGCAAUGCCGCUCAACGCGCCGGCUGCUGGUCGCAAGACACAGGCACAGCGUGGACCUGUUAAAGGGGCGAACGCAAAUGCUUUGAAUGACGAAAUUGCAUCAGAUUUCGGUCAGCUCAGCAUUGAAUCACAACAUGCAAAUAAAUCUGCAGAGAGUGGUCCUGAAGACUCUGAUUGCAUUAUUGAGGAUGAGGAGGAAGUUGAGGAGUACAGUGACUCUGACGAAGAGAGGGAGAAGGAAAAAGCAGACCUGGGCAAAAGCAGUCUGUCUGAGGAUGAGGAGGAUGAGGAUGUUGAUGUGGACAUGCAUAACAGACACCACUUGGACAGCUUCACCACAGAGGACGAGGACAUUUUCCCAGUAGAUGAGAUCUCAGGGGAGGAGCUUUUGUCUGAUGAGGAGGGCCCAGCUUUGGACACACCUGGCUCAAUGGAUGAGGAAGAGGAAGAGGUGGAGUUGGUGCCAGAGAAUAUCUCACCACAACUUUUAGAGGAGAAAGUCAAAGAUGAGAGCGCAGAAAAUAAAACCCAAGAACAGAGGAAAAAGUCUUACGAUUUCACAAGGCAAGCUUUCACCAGAGGGAAGUCACACAUGGUUGUGUGUAGCUUGUGUAAGCGCGAUGGACACCUGAAGAAAGACUGUCCGGAAGACUUCAAGAAAGUGCAGCUGGAUCCUUUGCCAGCAAUAACACCUGAGUUUCUCAGUGUCCUUAACAAAGUCUGUGAGCAGUGCUACACUGACUUUGCCCCAGAUGAACUGGAAGUGGGUGUAAGGGAGCACAUCCUCCAAGACCUGGAGAUGUUUGUCAGACGACAGUUUGCAGGAGCUCGGUUGAAACUAUUUGGAUCAUCCAAAAAUGGCUUCGGCUUCAGACAGAGUGACCUUGACAUCUGUAUGGUGCUGGAUGGGCAGGAGACCAUGGAUGACAUUGACUGCAUCACUAUAAUCGAAAGCCUGGCGAGACUGCUGAGGAAACACCCGGGCCUGAAGAACAUCCUGCCCAUCACGACAGCAAAAGUGCCCAUCGUGAAGUUCUACCAUGUUCGCACCGGCCUCGAGGGAGACAUUAGUCUCUACAACACUCUGGCCCUGCACAACACACACCUGCUAGCUUCGUAUGCUGCCAUUGACAGGAGAGUGAAGAUCCUCUGUUACGUCAUGAAGGUUUUUGCCAAAAUGUGUGACAUCGGGGAUGCUUCCCGUGGCAGCCUGUCAUCCUACGCUUAUACCCUCAUGGUGCUGUUCUUUCUCCAGCAGAGGAACCCACCAGUUAUCCCUGUGCUGCAAGAGAUUUAUGAUGGAAAGAAAAAGCCAGAGGUGCUAGUUGAUGGCUGGAACGUGUACUUCUUUGAUGAUUUAAAAACACUACCAAGUCGCUGGCCACAGCACGGGAAGAACACUGAGACAGUGGGCGAGCUGUGGCUCGGCCUGCUCCGCUUCUACACUGAGGAUUUUGACUUCAGAGAGCAUGUUGUCUGUAUCCGUCAGCAUAGCCGUCUCACCACCUUCAACAAACAGUGGACGUCCAAAUACAUCGUCAUUGAAGAUCCAUUUGACCUGAAUCAUAAUCUUGGUGCUGGUUUGUCCAGGAAAAUGACUAACUUCAUCAUGAAGGCUUUCAUCAAUGGCAGAACAGUGUUUGGCACACCUGUCAAAACCUUUCCUCCUGUGUACCCCAGUCAGAUGGAGUACUUCUUCGAUCCUGAAGUUCUCACUGAGGGAGAAGUGGCUCCUAACGACCGCUGCUGCCGCAUCUGUGGCAAGAUUGGCCACUUCAUGAAGGACUGCCCCAUGCGUAAGAAGUCGAGGCAUAGAAAGGACUCGGAUAGAAGGCCUGAGCACCUGCGAGACAGAAAGGACCCAGGAGAGGAUUCCAGGGAUCAGGUCAGACACAAGGGUGAGCACUGGAGGAAAAGAGAUGCACUGGAGAUGCGCUGCUGCUUCCUGUGUGGAUCAACUGCUCACAUCAAGAAGGACUGUCAGCUGUACAGAAGCCCUGCAGGUAAUAUGAAGAUGGAAAACUUCAGUUCCUCCUCUUCAGCCCACUUGAGGAAUUUGAGAGAAAAAGAGAGACAGGGUUCACCCAUACAAGAAGAGAAUAAGAAGAGAAAGCAACAAAAUGUGAUAUUAAGUCCACAAGCAGGUAGUUUAGCCUGCCGAAAUUUGGGUCGCUCUGGUCACAGGAAGAGCCCAGUGGAAUGAGCAGCAGCUGUGGCUAUACAAACCACAAGGUUCUACUCUUGUCCAGGCAGACAGCAACCCAAAGUCCAAAAACCCUGAAAUCUGAAUGGGACUGUUGGGCCAAUGGGAGCCCGUUAAAAGCCAAAGCCAGGACGCCUUGACUUGAAGCCAAAUAGGGCCUUUUUAUGUGUGUUGUCCCCCCCGCCCCUAAAGCUCUCCUCCUCAGAGGAGCUUUUUAAAGCUUUCAUUUUAACAAGACAAGCCAUUGUGCAUGCACCUCACGUCUUUGUUUACCUGCACUGCCAGUCAAGUUGUUGUUUUGUUUUUUUUAACCCAUCAAUACCAAUGUCAUUGCAAAUUCAGCUUGAAAUCUCUUCAAUUAGAAAAUGCAAGCAAACGACAAGAGUUUAUUACAUGACUAACUGUAAAUUAUUACAUCUUGAUCCCCAUUAAACAUUGCUUAUUUGCAGACAACAGAUGAUACACAGAAUUUGUCUUUUACUUGAUUUGUAUAGGCUCAACAGGCCUAAAAGUCAGGUAAAACCUAUUUAGACCCUAUUAGGGCCCUAUUUAGUUGGUCUAUAGUGCAUAAUCUAAAGCGCAAAGAUCAUGUUGAGACAAAUGGACUUUAUGAUGAUAUGGUGUGUUGUCUGCUUUGUCAUCAAGGCCAUUUCAAAUUAAACCAAAACUUCCUCAUUUUAAUGUAUUCCUUAUUUUAUAAUGGCCAGGUUUUUAGGAUAAAUUGUUCUUACCCAAAAAUUCUAUUGGUUGUUUAAAAAAUUUUUGAAUGGCAGUGUACCUUUCAUAAUAGGGAUUGAUUGUUUUUUUUUUUUUUAAUUGAAUUUCUUUUAAAUCCUCUUUAAUUUGUCCUCUGCACUGACGUCCAUCAGUCCGUCGCUCAGCCAUGAAAGCAGCGCUCCUUUUACCUACAGUGUGUGUUUUGUGUGUCUCUGUGUUUAGAGAAACCAUUCUGUAGAUAUUUUUUCAGGAUCAGUGUUUAGUUUUUAGAGGCUACUGAUCCACCCCUAUUUCAUAGAUGCAUACUGUCCCUCAACUAGUGUGAACGGUACGUCCUCUGCUGACCCUGGCCUGUAUCUGUCUCCACACACGCUAGGAAGUGUUGUAACUACAGGGCAAAAACAUAUAGUCCGGAAAGUUGGGCAAAAGGUUUCAUGCUUCCCCUGAGUGGUAAGCCUUACACUGCUGCAAAUACUGUUCACCUACUCUAAAAUGAAAUUAUACGCAAUCUCAGCUAGCUCAGUGGAGAGAUAAAUGUAUUUAUUUGCCACAAAGGCUUCAUUUGUUGUAAUGGUGCCACAGAUUGGUAGCUGCACUGUGAGGGUCCACGCCCUUUUAAUUACGUUGCUGCUAGUUAAUGUCUCAAAGACCUGCUUAUCAUUCAACUACAAAUAUGGACUGUCUUGCUUUAUUGUUGUCCUAAUAUGGCUGACUUUUAUAAAAUACUUGUGUUGUUGAUGUUGUAAACAAAUCCCUCAUUUUAAAGUAGCUUUGUUUUAAUGGCCAGCCUUAAUGCAUUUCUUUUGUUGGACUCAAAUGGGAGGUUUAGUUUGUUAUUGAAGAACCCCGAUCCUACCAGGAUAGGUUUGCUUGCGAUCCAUUCUGUGUCUCAAAGAAUUCAUUAAACUGAAAUCAAAUCCCA
Molecule: messenger RNA, 5763 nt
Organism: Acanthopagrus latus (yellowfin seabream)
Lineage: Eukaryota; Metazoa; Chordata; Actinopteri; Spariformes; Sparidae
Gene: tut7
Product: terminal uridylyl transferase 7
Exons: 29
Coding region: 177-4124 (1315 amino acids)
Molecular function (GO): nucleic acid binding; zinc ion binding; RNA uridylyltransferase activity
Source: RefSeq, a predicted model, not a curated record